This is a messenger RNA of Gloeophyllum trabeum ATCC 11539, 1399 nucleotides long. RefSeq lists its product as uncharacterized. NCBI's taxonomy places the organism in Eukaryota, Fungi, Basidiomycota, Agaricomycetes, Gloeophyllales, Gloeophyllaceae. The coding region runs from base 221 to 1399 and encodes 392 amino acids. The transcript is spliced from 7 exons. The record is from RefSeq and is a predicted model, not a curated record.
CGACUUUGACGCAGCCCUCCCCCUCUUCUCUCCAGUCCAUCCUUCUCUCUUUCACCGUUAAAAACUUUCCAUCCGUAAGCGAGCCUCCCGCCGGUCCUGUUAGAGCUGAGCUAUAUCGGACGCGGUCCUCAAGACUAGACGCCUACCACGUCCCAGGCUUUCUUUUGCACGUCCUGCAAAUAUCCCCAUUAUCCCAAGGCGUCGCCGGAGGGAGCAGAGCAUGAAUGGCGGCCUUCCCGUCAGUCUGUUAGCCCUGGUAUGCGCCAUGUUACCCGCGCCCGCGAACGCCGAGGCGGACGACCAGGAGGAGUGUGAGCAGGUACGGCAGCUCAACAACGAUCAAGGGUAUACGCCGUGUGAGGUCGCGCGACAAUUGAUAGCGCCGUGCUAUCCGCAGCUGGACUCAUCGCAGACUUUCAAUGCCCGAGGGUGGCUUAGUGCACAUGCCAAUUCGACAUGUUCAUGUAAUAGUGUCGUAUAUAACCUCCUGAACGCCUGCGAACUAUGCCGGGACGAGGGCCCGAUGGGUUUCUCAGACUGGACGAGCAAAUGCGGGCCACACAACGUCACCAUCACGAAUUACUACCCGAUCGCAAAUGCGGCCGUGCACAUCCCAGCCUGGGCGUACACAGACAUUGCCAGCGACAAGUUCAACGAGCAAGAGGUCCGAGACAACAAGUGGACCCCAAUACAAAUCGCCACGCCCGUCAUCGCAGGGCUCGCGGUCCUCCUGCUCUGCGGCGCCGCCUUCUGGUGGUACCGUGCGAGACACUGCCCUCCCGCCCAGCACCGCACCACCUACCCGCCAAAGCGCUGGUGCCUCUCCGACCUCCUCCGGCGGGGCCCCAGCCCGGUCGUGCACUCGCGCUUGCACUCCUGGGCGGACACCGACGCCGAGCGCCCGCAGCACCCCUCGCGCCUGUCGUCCUACUCGGACGGCGAGUCCGUGCGCGGGAUCGACCACAAGCCGUUCCUGGGUAAGAUCUUCGCGGGCAAGGGCCCCGUGCCGCUGCACUCGCUCCCGCGCCGGCAGGGCUUCCGCAUCGACGACACGGACGUGAGCACCAAGGCCGCGUCGCGCUCCUCGACGGUCGUCAUCGGCGCACACGCCGGCGCGGACGAGCAGAGCGUGCUGCUCAUCUCUCGCACGCCCGGCGUCGACUUCAGCAUCGAGAGCACGACGGUGCACUCGCCGCGCACGGAGCGGACGGCGCACUCGCCCAGGACGGAGCGGACGGUGCAUUCGCCAAGGACAGAGCGGACGGUGCAUUCGCCAAGGACAGAGCGGACGGAGGGGGGCAUGACGGGCGUCAGCCUCGACGUCGAGCCGCCCUCGCCUCUAAGCCCGGGGCUUCCCAACGUAAGCCCGUUCCAUUGCACAGUACAGCACACAUCCUGA